Molecule: messenger RNA, 2222 nt
Organism: Diatraea saccharalis (sugarcane borer)
Lineage: Eukaryota; Metazoa; Arthropoda; Insecta; Lepidoptera; Crambidae
Source: the annotation of a GenBank genome assembly
GCUCAGCUGACGGCGGCCGUGUGACGCGCCGCCCGCCUGCGUCGAUACCGUGAUUACCGUGUGAGCACGCCCGCGCCACCGCCCGAUCGUAUACCGGCACCACACCGUACCGACAUCGCCAGUAAUGCACUGCCACUAAACAACCAAAGCAUCUCGACAUAGUUCAUUCAUCCGAAUUCCCAAUGAUGGUGCGACGCAGCGGACGUUAUACUGUCAACUGGCGUGGAUUCAAAGACAUCUUAGGAAACAAACCGCCUGACGAAGAGAAAGAAGAUAAAAAACCAGAAGAUGAUCUUUCAAAUCAUGAAGUUAUCUUUUUAAAAAGUAUAAUAGAAAGUCCAGAUUUUGGUCGUAGGUGUGAGUCUAUAGAAUCUGAAGAAGACUUAAUCGUUAAACCCGUAUCCCUGGGCAACGUUGAUAUAAUAAAGACAUUAAGCGAAUACCGUGGCCACAACAUUCGGACUAUUGAACAAGCCGAACUGGCUAUACUUCUUUCAAGGGUACAUUUUAGGGCCCUAAUAGAUGCUCAUGAUAAGAUAGGUGCAAUUUGGUUGGAACGAGGGUCUGGUAUUGAUGAAAAAGCUGUAGAAAAAGAAGUCGGUAAAGAUAUAGCUGAAGGUGUUGAUAGCACUGCAGAGGAAAACGGAGACAUGCCUAUAGAAACUGUAAAAGUUGUUGGGUUACGGAAAGUACCAGGCCAGCCCUUGGGACUCACGGUAACAACUGAUGAACAUGGUCAAUUAAUAGUAGCAAGAAUAUUAGCUGGAAGUGCUGCUGCAAAGCAAGCUCUCCUAUCAGUAGGAGAUGUCUUACUUGAAGUAGACGGAGUGCAGAUAAAUUCAGAAGAUCAACUCAAAGAAGCAGUAUCGAAACCUAAUGACAGGGUGUCCUUGAAAGUUGGUCCAAAUCUUAAAGAAAAAAGCAGUCAACUGACUAACAAACUUAGUUGUUAUAUGAGAGCCUUAUUUGAUUAUGACCCCAAAGAAGACACUUUGUUACCAUGCAAAGAGAUUGGAUUAGAAUUUAAAAAAGGAGAUAUCUUACAAGUUUCAGAUAGAAAAGACCCCAAUUGGUGGCAAGCCAGUCUUGUCGAAAAUCCAGACGUCGUCGGUCUGAUACCAUCUCCAGAGUUAGAAGAACGACGUAAAGCAUAUGUACCACCAGAAGCUGAUUUUGUUCAUAAAAUUAGUAUUUGUGGGGCUCGGAUAUCUAAGAAGAAAAAGAAGUUUGUUUAUGAGUCACGUUCAAGUGUUCAACUAGAAGGUGCAGAGUUAGCAUUGUAUGAGGAAGUGGCAAGAACUCCUCCCUUCCUUCGACGAACGUUAGCACUAGUGGGGACGCGUGGCGUUGGCCGGCGCACUAUCAAAAACAGGAUGAUACAAGAGCACCCAGAUAGAUUUGGUGUCGUGGUACCGCACACAUCACGUCCACCACGGCCGAUGGAAGAGAACGGUCAGUCGUACUGGUUCGUUUCGCGCGAAGAGAUGGAACGGGACGCGCACGCGGGCCGCUUCUUGGAAUACGGAGAACAUAACGGACACCUAUAUGGAACCCACCUAGACUCAAUACGGGCUGUUAUAAAAGAAGGUAAAAUGUGUGUACUUGAUUGUGCACCGCAAUCGUUGAAACUGUUGCACAACAGUAGUGAGUUCUUACCGUACGUGGUGAUGAUAGCAGCUCCAGGCAUAGAACAACUACGGAACCUCACAUACGCCUCCAAUAGGAAUUUGACGUUCGACCGGCAGAGCUCCAUCCGAUACAGUUCCCGACGCGCUCGAACCCUCGAGUCUCUAGCUUCCUUAUACGAGGAAGAAGACAUGAAACAAACACUCGAAGAUAGCUCUCGCAUACAGCGCCAGUACGAGAAAUAUAUAGAUAUGGUGAUCACCAAUAACAAUACAGACACGACAUACUCUAAGAUUAUGGACGCUCUACAUUCUUUGUCCACGAACCAUCAGUGGGUGCCAGUCAGCUGGAUCUAUUAAGGAACGCUAGCUAGAGUUUAUAGCUAAUAUUAUAUAGUUUAAGUUACAAAUAUGCACUAUUUGUAUAAUAAAAUCAUUAUAAUUUAUAGAUUUACUACUACAACCUGCUAGUUAUCAUUACACAUUUCACUAUAGGGUUAAUUUUCCUAGGACCAGAAGGGCUAUGCUCCAGGGCGGCGCAAUCACUUGUUUCUACAUUACCAAACGGUCGAUUACAUAAAAAUACUAAAUUCUGCG